AUGCUGGGGUGGCUGGGACUGUGCGGGCUUCUUUUAUAUGCACAAGCCCUCGUCGAUGUUCAUCUACAGGAGCUGCGGCUGGGAGAUGAACACGUCUGCCCGCACGAAGAAUUAGAAGUCGUCACCAUCAAAGAACCAUGCGUGCAGGCUUACACCAAAUAUGUGCGAUCCCGGAAGCCGGGCUGUGAGGGCCCGUUUCGCUCUUGUUCCGUCCGGCAGCCAAAGGUAAUCUACUACCACACCUAUAAACGGGUGAAUCGGACACGCCGGCAUACGGUACCCGAGUGUUGUCCCGGAUGGGAACGGACUGACAGUGGCUGUAAAAGAGUCGACUGCUCACCGGAUCUUUGCCAUAAUGGCGGCACUUGUCUACCAAUCCGGAACGGAACCGACCAACUCUGCGAAUGCUCAUCCGGCUUCACCGGAGCCCGCUGUCAAUACGAUGUAAAUGAAUGCCUGAUCGAGAACGGAGGUUGUGGUCACGAUUGCGUAAACACGAUCGGCACUUUCUACUGUAGAUGCUGGCCCGGAUUCAAUUUGGGCCCCGACGGGAAGGCUUGCCAGGACAUUGACGAGUGUCAGGCGUCAAAUGGUGGAUGUGCCCAUCGUUGUAUCAACACCCCGGGAGGUCAUCGAUGCGAGUGUCCGCCGGGUAAGAUGCUGCAUUCGAACGGUCGAAAGUGCGUCGAGCUGAAUACAUGCGAGGCAGACAAUGGAGGAUGUGAGCAUAUUUGUGAAGAGAGGGAGGGAAAGAUGUACCGAUGCCGUUGCAAGAAAGGAUACCAUCUUGGUGAUGACGGGAGGAGGUGCUUGCCCGUGGACCCAUGCUUGGUGGACAAGGGGGGAUGCCAACACCAUUGUGUCAACGACAACGGCCGCGCGAGAUGCCAAUGCUUUGGGGGAUAUCGUCUCACGGCCGAUCGAAGAACCUGCACCGACGUUGACGAGUGUGAGCUGGGACUCGGAGGGUGUCAGCAUGAUUGCGUUAAUUCCUAUGGUUCCUAUAGGUGCCAAUGCCGAGAUGGGUACAUUUUGGCGGAAGAUGGACGAAGCUGCGAAGAAUCUCUAGGAGGUUGUUUGGUAGGAAAUGGUGGCUGCCAACAUGAUUGCUACGAUCAACCGGGUGGACAUCAUAUGUGCCGAUGUCGGGAUGGAUUUCAAUUGUUGCAAGAUGGAAAAGGUUGCCGUGACAUCAACGAGUGUGAGCGGAAGAACGGAGGCUGCGAUCAAUUAUGCGUAAACACGCCCGGGUCGUUUAAUUGUGAGUGCAAGCCCGGCUUCAUUUUGACGUACGAUGGGAAGACUUGUGAAGACAUUAAUGAAUGCGUGGCGAACAAUGCGGGGUGCCAGCACGAUUGCAGGAAUCGGGAUGGAGACUAUGAAUGUGUUUGUCAGAAGGGAUUCGUGCUGGCUGAGGAUCGGCAUUCUUGUCAUGACAAAAACGAGUGCCUACUAAAUAAUGGCGGUUGCUCACAGCUGUGUCGAAAUGUGGAAGGCGGCCAUCGGUGUGAAUGCUUCAGCGGAUAUACGCUUGGGAAUGACGGCAAGAUGUGCAUUUCGACCCUCGAUGGACCCCAGUCGCUGAAUCAUGUUCGCACCCAAAUGGACGCCAUUGCUGAGGAUGACCUUGACAAUCUCGUUGACAGCCUCGAAAUGGACCAGUCUCUAUAUAGCGUAGAGCCGGAGGGAUUUCAGCGGAUGACGCGACGUCGACGAGAAUGCGAGAAUGGGCACUUUGGCCCGAGCUGCCAGUAUUCCUGUUUGGACUGCCGGAAUGGAGCCAGUUGUCACGACAGUCACCCGGCUUGUGAGUGUGCUCCCGGAUAUAUGGGGACGACGUGCGAGGAUUUAUGCCAAGAAGGGACAUGGGGUCUCGGCUGCAACAAUAUUUGCGGCUGUGAGGGUUCGGCCUGUGAUCCGGUGACGGGCGCCUGCACUUGUACUUCUGGAGACUGUGUCAAAAGCCCAUGCAAGCGCGGCCUCUACGGUCCGCAUUGUAACCUGCCAUGCCGAGCUGAGUGUCCAACCGGUGGCUGUGAUCCCGUUUUUGGUGACUGUCCGUGCGCCCCUGGCAGCUACGGCCCGAAUUGUGAUCGGCCGUGCCCGGGCUUUGCAUUCGGCACAAAUUGCCGUCACUCGUGUCGCUGUGUACGCGAGAAUACGCAGUCGUGCGACGCAAAGACAGGAAAAUGCAAAUGCAAGCCCGGUUUUUACGGACCAUUCUGCAAACGCCCGUGCCCAUUUGGAUUCUAUGGACCUUUGUGUUCGAAGAAGUGCUCUUGCCCCUCCGGCACUCGCUGCGACCCUUCAACCGGUGACUGCUCCCCGGAAUGCCCGGCUGGGUACACCGGAACCGACUGUCAGCAGCCCUGCCCGCCGGGUCGCUUCGGCCCGCGUUGCGAGGGGAAAUGUGGAUGCGCCGACGAUCAACCGAAAGUCUGUCACCACAUCACCGGCAGCUGCACAUGUCCGGCAGGGUUGACCGGAGAGCACUGUGAUACUAAUUGUCCACCAGGACUGUACGGGCCGAAUUGCGCCUCGGAAUGCCAGUGCAGACAUGGAGCGGCGUGCGACGCAAAAGACGGGACUUGCCAAUGUCCACCCGGAUACUAUGGAGCGACUUGCUCGGAAGUUUGUCCAGCCGGGCGUUACGGGACGGAAUGCAUGCAUCUGUGCGACUGUCACAAUGGAGCCGCGUGUAGUGUCAUUGAUGGAAGCUGCACAUGCCAACUCGGCUACACGGGAAAACGCUGCGAAGUCGGCUGCCCGCGUGGAACCUAUGGAGACAAUUGUGCAAAGCAAUGCGAAUGCGCGGGACAUAUGACUUGCGAUCCGGUGGAUGGGGAGUGCAUUUGUCCGCCAGGGAAGAGGGGCCAGGACUGUGCGGAAUCCUGCGCGGUCGGCACGUUUGGAGCGGGCUGUAAGGGCAACUGCUCGUGCCAAAAUGACGGGAAAUGCGAUCCGAUCACUGGAGGCUGCAAGUGCAAACCAGGAUGGCGGGGCAAGAAGUGUGAAAGACCAUGCUCCGACGGCCACUUUGGGGCUGAUUGCCGUCAGAUAUGCGAUUGUUCAACUAGCAAUGACACCGAGCUGUACAACCCGUUCUCGGCCCGCUGCGACCCUGUGACCGGGGAAUGCCGGUGUGCCGGUGGAUGGGCCGGGCCCGACUGUUCAACACCAUGCCCGUCAGGGAGAUGGGGACCAGGCUGCAAGGCUGAAUGCAAAUGCUCGAAUGGAGCAAGCUGCGAUCGAGUGACCGGAUACUGCGACUGCCCCACCGGCUACAUGGGAAAGAACUGUGAGACGGAGUGUCCAUCCGGUCUAUUCGGUCCGAACUGCAUCAACCAUUGCCUGUGCAUGAACAGCGAGGGUUGUGACUCGAAAACCGGGAAAUGUCGAUGCCAGGAUGGGUUCACCGGGCCCGCCUGCGAGUUCUUGUGCCCGUUCGGUCAAUACGGACCGGCCUGCUCGAAGAAGUGCGACUGUCUAAAUGGGGCAAGCUGCAACCGGACGAGUGGACAGUGUAGCUGUUUGCCAGGUUGGCAGGGCGAGAGAUGCGAGGUGCCCUGCUCUUCCGGUUUGCACGGGUUGAAAUGCGAGGAGGUGUGCCAAUGCGAAAAUGGGGCCUCGUGCGACCCGAUCAGUGGACAUUGCAGCUGCGCACCCGGCUGGAGAGGCAGAAAAUGCCAGCGACCCUGCCUGAAGGGCUACUACGGGCGGAUGUGUUCCCAGGCUUGUAAAUGCUCGAAUGGCCGUCCGUGUGAUCAUAUCACGGGUAGAUGCCAAUGUCCGAAGGGAUUUACAGGGCACAGUUGUACUGAGCUAUGUCCUGAAGGAACCUACGGCGAGACGUGUCGUCACAACUGUACAUGUGGAGACAAUGAAGUGUGUGAUCCCCUGAGCGGUAGAUGCCAUUGCCGACCUGGGCAUUCUGGCGACGACUGCAAGGAGGGCUGCGUGGCCGGACGGUUUGGUGUAGACUGCGAACAGACUUGCCAAUGCCAGAAUGGAGGGGUUUGCGACCCGGUGAGCGGUGGCUGUAAGUGUGCUCCGGGAUUUAUUGGGACACGGUGUGAGGUGGAAUGUCCAUCCAAUCGAUAUGGGGAUAGUUGUGAGAAGGAAUGUCGAUGUGAGAAUGGCGGUACCUGCGAUCGGGCGAAUGGCCAAUGCAAAUGCGCGCCAGGAUUUACGGGGAUGGCCUGUGAACAGAUUUGCCCUCAAGGCCGUUUUGGUGCGGGUUGCAAAGAAAAGUGCAAAUGUGCCAAUGGGGCCCACUGCGAUCCGGCUACGGGCACUUGCAGAUGCAACCUUGGCUACACGGGCCCGAACUGCGAGCAGACAUGUUCGGCCGGGAAGUACGGGAUGAACUGCUCGCUGGAUUGUGAGUGUCAUGGGGAUGCGAGAUGUGAUCCGGUACAGGGAUGUUGCGACUGUCCGCCCGGCCGCUACGGGACGCGUUGUCAGUUUGUAUGCCCGGCGGGUUUCUUCGGAUGGUAUUGCUCACAGGCUUGCCAUUGUCACAAUGGGGCAACAUGUGACCCGGGCGAUGGAAGAUGUUUGUGUCCACCCGGAUAUAUUGGAGACCACUGCGAGAUGUCGUGCCAGAACAACACGUAUGGGCCGGGUUGUCGAUUGAAUUGUGAUUGCGGGGCUUUUGGGUGUCGGCCACAUGAUGGCACGUGUGAUUGUCCACCCGGGAAGAUGGGUCCGAAAUGUGAACAGAACUGUCGAGCCGGACGUUACGGUGAAGAUUGUGAGCAUAAAUGCCAAUGCUAUAACGGAGCCUCAUGCGAUCGACGGACGGGCCGAUGUCAUUGUGCCCCCGGAUACCUAGGGCCCACCUGUCAAGUCGAGAUUAGAGACGACAACAGCAUUCCCGAUCGCGGCGACCUACCGGACGACUAUGACCCAAGGAUCGAGUGGCGCCAAAAAAGGGCACUUUUUAAUGUGACUAGUCUCCUCCUUGAGGCG
This is a messenger RNA of Mesorhabditis spiculigera, 4971 nucleotides long. Lineage: Eukaryota; Metazoa; Nematoda; Chromadorea; Rhabditida; Rhabditidae. The record is from the annotation of a GenBank genome assembly.